Messenger RNA from Melanotaenia boesemani (Boeseman's rainbowfish), 2721 nucleotides. RefSeq names its product collagen, type X, alpha 1a (gene col10a1a). Bases 146 to 2083 code for a protein of 645 amino acids. Gene Ontology annotation, molecular function: protein binding. The transcript has 3 exons. Lineage: Eukaryota; Metazoa; Chordata; Actinopteri; Atheriniformes; Melanotaeniidae. The record is from RefSeq and is a predicted model, not a curated record.
AGUAUAAAUACCCACAUCAUUGUACUGGAGGGCAGCAUAUCCUCAGUUGUGCUCCUACCCUAAGGAUAUACAGCAGCACCAGGAGCCCACUGGUGCUGAAGAAAUUUGGUUUCCCUUUCUUUGGAUGCUGGUUUGAUCCUGCAAGAUGGACAUUCGAGUGGCGAGCAUCCUCCUCUUCAUUGUGGCCUCUGCAGCAGCCCAUGGAAAGGGUUAUGUGGUGAAGAAGGUGAUGGCCCUCCCUGUAAAAAGCCAUGUGGUGGCAGGUGAGCCUGGCAUUCCAGGUGAGCCUGGUCCUGAGGGCCCUGCUGGCCCACCUGGGGCCCCAGGUGAGAAUGGUGUGGGUCUGCCUGGACCUCAAGGACCUCCUGGAACUCCAGGAGCUCCUGGUCGCUCAGUUGCUGGCAAACCUGGAACGCCAGGUGGACCUGGCAAACCUGGCAUUCCCGGAGCACAUGGUGAAAGGGGGGAUACUGGACCCACUGGCCCUCAAGGACCUAGGGGAGCCCCUGGGACUCCUGGAAGCCCUGGACCUGCUGGUCUAUCUGCUACUGGCAAACCUGGACCUUCAGGUCUUCCUGGACCAAUGGGACCUAGAGGAGAGUCUGGUCUGAAAGGACAUCCAGGUGUGCCUGGGUUGCCAGGUGCAAAGGGUGACAGAGGGGUGGGAUUUGCAGGACCUCAAGGUGAGACAGGAUCUCAGGGACCUGUGGGUGCACCUGGAGCACCAGGUUCACCAGGAGUUGGAAGGCCAGGAAAACCAGGGGCACCAGGUGAGUCAGGAAAGUCAGGUAUCCCAGGUAGAGAUGGUGAACCUGGUCCCAUGGGACCACAAGGACCUAAAGGACACACUGGUGCCCCAGGUGUUGGUCUUUCAGGUAAACCAGGUGAGAAUGGUGCCCCAGGUCUGCCUGGUCCUGCUGGGCCAAAAGGCCACCAAGGAUCUGCUGGAGCCCCUGGUGCCCCUGGAGUUCCAGGUUAUGGAAAACCAGGUGCAAAUGGCGAAAAGGGAGAGAGGGGAGCUACAGGUAGUACAGGUGCCACAGGUGCAAAGGGUGAGCAAGGUCCAACAGGAUAUACUGGUGCUACUGGUGCAACAGGCCCCAUUGGUCCUACUGGACCUCAAGGUGAGAGAGGUUUCUCAGGUGAGCCUGGUGCUGUUGGCCCUAAAGGUGAUGUAGGUGCCACUGGAGCUCAGGGACUUAAAGGACAUAAGGGAGAUCAGGGAGCACAGGGUUUCCAAGGUAAACAGGGAUAUCCAGGUGCAGCUGGCCCUCCUGGACCCAGAGGGGCUACUGGACCUUCUGGUGAUAAAGGUAAUGUAGGUGCCCCAGGUAUUUCAGGUGCCCCAGGUAUCCCAGGCCCUGCUGGACCAAAAGGUCAUCCCGGCCGUCCAGGUGAGCCAGGUGCUUCUGGAUCUGAUGGUGCCCCAGGUCCCAGAGGACCUGCUGGCACACAAGGUCCCUCUGGUGCUCCUGGCCUUAAGGGGCACCCAGGUCUCCCUGGUGCUCCUGGCCCAGCUGGUUUGGCUGCUAAGGGUGUCCCUGGACCUCAGGGUUCCCCUGGUGAGCCUGGUGAGCCUGGAGUUGAUGGAGAACCUGGCCCCUCUGGCCCUCCUGGUCCACCUGGUCCUCCUGGUGAGGUUGUGUUUGAGAAGGGCAUGGGUCUGAGUGAGGUUAUGGUCAAGGCCCCCAUGUCUGCUUUUACUGCCGCUCUGGCCACCCCCUACCCUCCUGCUGGCAGCCCUAUCAAGUUUGACCAAAUAGUGUACAAUGCUGAGAAUCACUAUGACCCAGAGACAGGCAUUUUCACCUGCCAAGUUCCUGGAGUUUACUACUUUUCCUACAGCAUCCAUGUUAAUGGAGCUCAUGCCCUGGUGGCUCUGUACAAAAAUGGUCAGCCCGUUAUGUUCACUUAUGAUGAGUACAAUAAGGGCUUCCUGGACCAAAUGUCUGGCAGUGCAGUCCUCUUGCUUGAUGUGCAGGAUACAGUCUACAUCCAGAUUCCCGAUGAUGAGGCCAGCGGUGUCUUUGCUGCCGAGAAUGUCCACUGCUCCUUCUCUGGGUUCCUCAUCGCUUCAACGUGAUACGUUGAUUCAGUAGUUCCCAAAAGCCACCAACUCAUUUUGCAAUCUAUUUCUCAAAGUUAACUCCCUGUUUAUUUUCCUCAGUCCAACAGACAGGCAGUACAACCACCUUUGAGGAAUAGUGGCAUCUCGACUUGAAAUGACAGGAAAUAGGUGCUUUGAAGAAGGAAAAUUAAUUUAUAAAAACAGGUGAUCAGGGAUGGGGAAGCAAUCCACAAUGGUCCAGUGAGCUUUUGUAACAGACAGAGACAGCAUGUGAAAUUGAGGUGUUAUAACUGUGUUGUAUCCUGACUUUUUAUUUUCCACAUUGUUCCUUUUAUGCUGACUUAAACUGGUGACUCUUAAUUUAGUGUUUGUCUGUUUUUGUUUAUUUUUGUACAACCUUUAUUUUGUUGUUUUGAGUGACCAAUAACCUUGUUAGAAGUACAGCAAUUCCUUUCUGUGCAACAUGUUGUAACUAAAUGUGACUUGAAUAUUUUGUGAAAUGGUAAUGGUCAAAUUGACUGUUGUAAUGAAAUAAGUCACCUGAAUACUGUUUUGCAAACACAAACUGUUUAACAGCAACAUUGUUAUAACCCUGGACAUGCAUUGUGUCAUGUAAAGCAAAAUGACCAAAUUAAAAUGAUGUCUUAAUGAAA